Molecule: messenger RNA, 1476 nt
Organism: Archocentrus centrarchus (flier cichlid)
Lineage: Eukaryota; Metazoa; Chordata; Actinopteri; Cichliformes; Cichlidae
Gene: grik6
Product: glutamate receptor, ionotropic, kainate 6
Exons: 10
Coding region: 88-1476 (462 amino acids)
Biological process (GO): monoatomic ion transport
Cellular component (GO): membrane
Molecular function (GO): ligand-gated monoatomic ion channel activity; signaling receptor activity
Source: RefSeq, a predicted model, not a curated record
AGUUCUGGUCACUGGGUCAGUUCGAAGCUGACGUGCCAAUCCAGCUGUCCUGGAUUCUUUUCAGGUUUCAAAUCCAGAUUAACAGACAUGAUGCUGAUUGGGUUUUUUCUGCUGUCCUUUGGAAUUCUCCUGGAUAAAGGCAUGUGCACUGCAGUGCAAUCAGAGCUGAGAAUCACAACAAUAAAGCAAGAACCAUAUACAAUGUCCAAAGGCACACAACUGGAAGGCUUUUGCAUGGACCUGCUCUCUGAAAUAGCCAAGAAAAUGGGCUUCAAGUACAAAGUGCAGCUGGUGAAAGACAGCGCGUAUGGUAGACAGGAUGAGAGCGGGAACUGGAAUGGAAUGAUUGGAGAGGUGGUGAGAGGGGAGGCAGACCUCGCUAUUGCUCCGCUGACUCUCACAGCAGCUCGGGAGAAAGCUGUGGGAAUGACCAAACCAUUCAUGCAGACAGGAAUCAGUAUCCUGCUGAGGAAAGACAUUUCAGAGGGAGCAGGCUUCUUUGAUUUCCUAUCCCCCUUCUCAGCACAGACCUGGGUUGGCAUACUCAUUGCCUACCUGGGGACGGCUGCAUGUAUCUUCAUAGUUACUAGACUCAGCCCUUCUGAGUGGAGCCAGCCUCAGAGUGAGCAAAACCGAUUCAGUCUCCUCCACAGCCUUUGGUACACAGCUGGAGCUCUGACUCUGCAAGGUGCUGGUCCUCAUCCCAAAGCUCUUUCUGGACGUGUCAUCUGCAGCAGUUGGUGGUUAUUUACCAUUGUCCUCUUGGCUUGUUAUUUCUCCAACUUCAGCUCCACUAAGGCCCCAGAGUCCUCUCACCUAAUGGUGAAAGGAUUUGAGGACUUGGCCAAUCAGGAUGUGAUUGAAUAUGGCUGCCUGGCUGGCUCUUCUACACUUGCUUUCUUUAAGAGUUCAAACAACCCGGUGUACCGCAGAAUCUAUGAGCACAUGGAGAGGACAAAGAGUUUCGUGUCAACUAUGGAUGAAGGUGUUCAACGUGCAAAAGAGGGCAGCUUCGCCUUCAUUGGAGAGUCUGUUUCUCUGGACUUGGCCGUCGCACGUCACUGUGAACUGGUCAGGGCGCAUGAGGUCAUUGGCAUGAGGGGAUAUAGCAUUGCUGCUGCCCUUGGUUCUCCAGUCAUAAAGAACCUCAGUGUGGCAAUCCUACAACUAAGUGAAGCAGGGGAACUGGCUUACCUGCGAAGCAAGUGGUGGGCAAGCAGCUGCAUAGCAGACAAGGGCAAAGUGUCAGCUGUGCAGCCACAUAACCUCAAGGGGAUGUUUCUGGUUCUUUCCCUCGGCCUUGGGUUGGGAACACUUGUUGCUGUGCUGGAGUUAACCUUCAAGAGUCGCAGAAGUGCAGCAGAGCACAAGAAGUCAUGCUGCUCUGUACUGACUGAGGAACUGAGUCUGCGUUUGAGGACCAGCAAUGGGAACAGAUCUCAGGAAAAUGCAGAUAAAGACAAGGAAAAAGCAUAG